UGAUGCUCUCUAGUGAUGAAGACGAACCGGUGGAUAAAAAAAUGAAGAACUCAGUGGAGGCAAGUGGAAAGUCUCUUAAGAUGGAGAAGAAAACAGUGGCCAGUAAUGGUGGUAGGAAGAAUACUGGAAGGAGUGACACAAACAAUUGGAGUGGCGCCAGAAACACUCGGAGUGGCGCCAGAAACACUCGGAGUGGCGUCAGAAACACUCGGAGUGGCGCCAGAAACACUCGGAGUGGUGUUAGAAAUACUCGGAGUGGGCGUGGCAGGAACAUUCGUAGUGGUGCUGCAACACAACCAGAAAUAAAAACUGAAUCAGCCUCAAGUAAAGAGCAGAAUGAUGUAACUUCUGGCCACAUUUUCACAAAAGAAGAAAGUGAUUCAGAGCCUGAGUACACGGGUCUCUCUGAGUAUGAGCUCAAGAUUCGGCGAAACAUCGAGGAAAGACAGAAGUUUUUGGAGUCCUUAGAGAUAUUCAAGUUGAAAGAGGAAAUUAAUGCACUGAAGCCCCAGCCAGUCAAGAAGCCAUCUUAUAGAGGAAUAGCUAAAAAGGGGAAGACUCAUGCUGAGCCUGUUGAAAUACGCCGAAGUCUGAGGCAACGGAACCUAACACCAGAUGGACUGCAUCUGCCGCUGCCUUCAGAGAUGGAAGUGGCAAGAGUUGCUUCAGCUACUGAGUGGUGGUCCAGACCCUCACCUGGUCCAGCGCCUCUGACAGACUAUUACAGCUCCCAAAACAAAGAGAAUUUUGAACUAUUUAAGAAAGACUUUGAGACAUUGUCAUCCCCUGCAGGAGGAAAGGGUGUUUGGUCUGGCAGCAUGACAAGUGUGUUACAGACGAUGAAAAAAAUGGAAAUCAAUGAGGCUCGUGUGGCUAAGGUCAUGCCCAGCCGGACUUUUUCUGUGCAAAUCCACCCAACUGUGGACAAAACUUUGCUGCUGGUUGGUGGUAAAUGGGGUGAAUUAGGAAUCUGGGAUGUUGAACGUAAGGACGAGACUUGUGGCGCAUACUACUUGAGUCCUCACUCCCGCCCCAUUAACUGCCUCACUGUUGACCCUUGGAACCACAGGCAUCUGUACACAACAAGUUAUGACGGCUCACUCAGAAGAACAGACUUAGAAGCUGGUGUUGUCCAGGAGGUGUACAAGUAUGUUGAGGAAUCGUUGUACAAUAUGUAUAUAAAUUACCAUGCACACGUGGACAUGAACAACAUACUCGUUGGAGCAAGUCACGGUGAAGUCAUCCAUGUUGACUUGCGAGCUGCGGAGAAGAAGCCCGUGGAGUACCUGGUUCACAACAAGACGAGUGUCAAGUUGGUGACGGUUCACCCAACUCAGAACCACUAUUUUGCCACGGCCUCACGAGAUGGAAGUGUUUGCCUGUGGGAUGUUCGUCACCACAUAAAAAAUAUCCCAAUUGCCACAUGUGCUCAUGGAAGGAGUAUCACUGGUCUACAAUUUUCUCCAUUAACAGGAAAGUCCUUGAUAUCAACCUGCAUGGACAACAAUUUACGAUUCAUAGCCUGUGAUCUGACGGACCUGAGAGUUGAACGAAAAAUCCCACACAACAACCAGACUGGGAGAUGGCUGACCACCUUUAAGGCUCAUUAUGUUCCCUGCCGUGAAGACUUGAUAGUCGUGGGUUCACUUCUGCAACAACGAAGAGUGGAAAUCUGGGGGUGUGAUGGACAACUGAAACACAAUUUUAUGGGAGAACACUUUGCAUCAGUUGCAAGUGUCACCGCUCUUCACCCCACCUUACCAGUCUUGGCCGGAUGUAACUCUUCAGGCAGGGUUCAUGUCUUCAAGUAGUGUUAGUCUACCUCAUCUGGAUGACAAUGUGCCAGAGUUGCUAGUAUUUGUUUGAAGGAUUUACAGUGUUAUUUAUGGCACAGGUGAAUUACUGUGAAUAUUCACUUAGCUCACAGCAUUACUAAGAUAAGUCAGGGUUUUGCUGAAUCUCUGGGCAAUAGACUGAUAGAUGAAGUCUGUAACAUUUUUGUUUGUGCAUAUUACUCUUAUGUUUUUAUUCACUCUAAUCCAGGGUAAAUUAUUUACUUGUAAUCAUAAACAACUUCAUUUAAAAAAAAUAUAUUUACCGGUCCAAAAGAAGUUGACCUGCAUUUGAAAUUUUAAAGAGAAACACAGGAGAAAUAAUAAGUAGUAUCAUAAACUUUACUACAGUAUGUCCUUUGGUUCUCACAUUUUCUCUUUUCAGAUUAUUAUUCAAGAUCAUAAUUUUUAAUUUUGCUGCACUUUACAAUGUCUGAAGUGAAUAAAAAAAAAUAGGGUAGAUUAAUAAGGCAUUUCUCACUGGUCUUUUUUCUUAUUUGAUAAUUUUAUAUUUUUUUUACUUCUAAGUUAUAUUAAGAGUAUUUAGAUUUUUUUUUCUCAAACAAUCAUAGGUAAGUGUUAAACACAAUGGCUUAAGUGAGAUGCUAGGUGGGUUGGCUCGCUCGAGAGGAAGAUCCAAGCGUAAGGAGCGACUCGGGUCAGACUCGUUUAAGCAGGGUCGCAUACACAUACUCUGAAAUCCUACUGUCCUAAAAAAAUUUAUCAUAAUACAGUAAUUAACUUAGUGCUGUAUGAUAAUUGUGUAGUAUAUAUUUUAUAAAUACCUCUAGUACAAUUAUAUUUUAUGAAACAAAUAAUGUUAUUCUUUUUAACAACUACUGCACCAAUCUGUCUGUAACCUUUUGUAACUGGUAUGUUGGGCUAAUGUACUUGUAGGUGUAUCUCAACCUGAGUGGGUCAAAUUUGUCUGGGUUACUGUUUGCUAAAUUAUAUAAGUGGUCAGAAAUAAACAUUGUGUGAAACAGAAAGAAAAAGGUUAGAUAUUCUCAGUGUUGUAGUCAAGAAAAACUACCAUAACUGUUUCAGUCCUUGUUUCCAUGAAGAAGAAAACACUUCGUCACUUUGGCAACAAUAGUCACGGUCUUCUGGGUAAAGUAAUCCAACUUAAUUUUGUUUGAGACAUGGAGACAUGUGAUGGAGAUGUAUAAUACUGUACUGGGGAUAUUAUUCUCUUAAAGUAUAAUACUGUACUGGGGAUAUUAUUCUCUUAAAGUAUAUUACUGUACUGAGGAUAUUAUUCUCUUAAAGUAUAAUACUGUACUGGGGGAUAUUAUUCUCUUAAAGUAUAAUACUCUACUGGGGAUACUAUUCUCUUAAAGUAUAAUACUGUACUGGAGAUAUUAUUCUCUUAAAGUAUAUUACUGUACUGAGGAUAUUAUUCUCUUAAAGUAUAAUACUGUACUGGUAACACUGCCAACAUUACCUCCAGUUUUACACAAGGUAGUUCAGUAUAUCCCUGUGUUGUCGGGUUUAAGUGGAACAUUGAAUAAAGUGCAGUUGCUGUUACUGUGCUUCAUCCCGAGUGUCUGGUGAGGACCACAAGUGUAUUUUACAAAGUUUUAGGGAUAAUGGUGACUCAAAUGACAUAUGGUGUGACUUAUAAUGUGUGUAUGUGUAUGGUGUCUUAUAAUGUGUGAAUGGUGUGUCUUAUAAUGUAUGUAUGGUGUGUCUUAUAAUG
Messenger RNA from Homarus americanus (American lobster), 3531 nucleotides. RefSeq names its product WD repeat-containing protein 76-like. Gene Ontology annotation, cellular component: nucleus. Gene Ontology annotation, molecular function: protein binding; DNA binding. Bases 3 to 1811 code for a protein of 602 amino acids. Gene Ontology annotation, biological process: regulation of DNA damage checkpoint. The record is from RefSeq and is a predicted model, not a curated record. The transcript is spliced from 12 exons. NCBI's taxonomy places the organism in Eukaryota, Metazoa, Arthropoda, Malacostraca, Decapoda, Nephropidae.